This is a messenger RNA of Mercenaria mercenaria, 4592 nucleotides long. RefSeq lists its product as uncharacterized. Lineage: Eukaryota; Metazoa; Mollusca; Bivalvia; Venerida; Veneridae. The record is from RefSeq and is a predicted model, not a curated record. The coding region runs from base 448 to 1743 and encodes 431 amino acids. Gene Ontology annotation, molecular function: adenylate cyclase inhibiting G protein-coupled glutamate receptor activity. Gene Ontology annotation, biological process: regulation of synaptic transmission, glutamatergic; G protein-coupled glutamate receptor signaling pathway. The transcript is spliced from 3 exons.
GUUACGCGUCCGGUAUUUUUAUUUUCCGAAGCUGGUGGAUAUAUCCAAGGACAACACACUAAUAUUUCGAAGGGUGCCUUUGCUUUAAGUCCACCAAAACGAAUAAUCAGCAAGUUUCGGGAAGAAUGGAAAGGUACUUUUACGGAUACUACAAAAUUGUAUCAAGAAAUAGAAUCAAAUACUUGGAUUCGAGAUGUAUACAAAGAAAAUUUUAAUUGUACAUUAGCUGAAACUGAGGGCAAAAACAUCUGUCGUCAAAUUUCAUUACUUGAAUUCGAGGAGGCUGUUCCAGACUCCGUAUACAAUCAGUACGCUAUCCAGGCGGCUAUGGUCAUUGCAAAAGUUGCUAAGAAUGUCUUUGGGAGAGCAUGUCCAAGCAAUUAAUUAUGUACGAGAUUUCUAGACACACGGAAAACAUAUAGAGAAAAGUUCAUAAAAGAAUUGUCAAUGAUGCAAGCAAUAAAUUUUGACGAUUUCGGGAGUUUUAGAGAAAUAAAAGAGUUUCGGGAUCCUGACUUGGUUGUUAAUUUUACCGAAUCUGUAGACAUCAACCUACACAUAUAUAUGGCAAUUGUCUAUGACGAUGAUGAAUACGGAAGAGAUGGAAAAGAAGAAAUUCUGGCAAGAAGUCAAGGUUUCGAUGUUUGCUUUCCGGUGUUUAUACCAGUAGAUCCAACACAAAGUCAUGUGACGAAGCUUGAAACAGACAUCAGUGAUAAGAUCAUCGUUGCAGAUAUACCUAUUACUGGGAUUCUUGUCUUCGGGAGUUCAUUUUUAGCUGACCUUGUACUCGGUGCUACUGAAAAUGUUAUUAAAAAGAAUCCAAAUGUUACGCGUCCGGUAUUUUUAUUUUCCGAAGCUGGUGGAUAUAUCCAAGGACAACACACUAAUAUUUCGAAGGGUGCCUUUGUUUUAAGUCCACCAAAACGAAUAAUCAGCAGGUUUCGGGAAGAAUGGAAAGGUACUUUUACGGAUACUACAAAAUUGUAUCAAAAAAUAGAAUCAAAUACUUGGAUUCGAGAUGUAUACAAAGAAAAUUUUAAUUGUACAUUAGCUGAAACUGAGGGCAAAAACAUCUGUCGUCAAAUUUCAUUACUUGAAUUCGAGGAGGCUAUUCCAGUCUCCGUAUACAAUCAGUACGCUAUCCAGGCGGCUAUGGUCAUUGCAAAAGUUGCUAAAAAUGUCUUUGGGAGAGCAUGUCCAAGCAAUGAAUUAUGUGCGAGAUUUCUAGACACAUGGAAAACACAUAGAGAAGAGUUCAUAAAAGAAUUGUCAAUGAUGCAAGCAAUAAAUUUUGACGAUUUCGGGAGUUCUAGAGAAAUAAAAGAGUUUCGGGAUCCUGACUUGGUUGUUAAUUUUACCGAAUCUGUAGACAUCAACCUACACAUAUAUAUGGCAAUUGUCUAUGACGAUGAUGAAUACGGAAGAGAUGGAAAAGAAGAAAUUCUGGCAAGAAGUCAAGGUCUCGAUGUUUGCUUUCCGGUGUUUAUACCAGUAGAUCCAACACAAAGUCAUGUGACGAAGCUUGAAACAGACAUCAGUGAUAAGAUCAUCGGUGCAGAUAUACCUAUUACUGGGAUUCUUGUCUUCGGGAGUUCAUUUUUAGCUGACCUUGUACUCGGUGCUACUGAAAAUGUUAUUAAAAAGAAUCCAAAUGUUACGCGUCCAGUAUUUUUAUUUUCCGAAGCUGGUGGAUAUAUCCAAGGACAACACACUAUUAAUAUUUCGAAGGGUGCCCUUUAAGUCUACCAAAACGAAUAAUCAGCAGGUUUCGGGAAGAAUGGAAAGGUACUUUUACGGAUACUACAAAAUUGUAUCAAGAAAUAGAAUAAAAUACUUGGGUUCGAGAUGUAUACAAAGAAAAUUUUAAUUGUACAUUAGCUGAAACUGAGUGCAAAAACACCUGUCGUCAAAAUUCAUUACUUGAAUUCGAGGAGGCUAUUCCAGACUCCGUAUACAAUCAGUACGCUAUCCAGGCGGCUAUGGUCAUUGCAAAAGUUGCUAAGAAUGUCUUUGGGAGAGCAUGUCCAAGCAAUGAAUUAUGAGCGAGAUUUCUAGACACACGCAAAACACAUAGAGAAGAGUUCAUAAAAGAAUUGUUAAUGAUGCAAGCAAUAGAUUUUGACGAUUUCGGGAGUUUUAGAGAAAUAAAAGAGUUUCGGGAUCUUGACUUGGUUGUUAAUUUUACCGAAUCUGUAGACAUCAACCUACUUGGCGAUUUUCCAGCGUAUGAAGUGUACAGUCAUCAACUGUGCAAAGCUGAAACUGACAGGGCCUGUCUUGUCAAGGUAUUUUGAUUAUAUGAACCACCUGAGAAGAAGACGUUUGUUUCUUGAUAAAUUACGGUUUGAUUAUUUUUCGUUUUCAAAAGUCGAAAAAUAAAUUUUAAAGGUACAGAAUUGCUGAAAUAGAUGGGGUUUUUUCUAGACAUUACGUAUUGCAAGAUAUCUAAACAGUAUUCUAUUAACGUUUUUUUUUCCUUACGAAAUCAUCAUGGCCUGCCAAAAAGAGUAGCUGAUGAAGGAUGAUCGGAUACUCUCAUUGCUUUUAAAGGUGGAUAAAUCUUAGCAUGAUUCCAGUCACCAUCAUAAUAAUCAGUCUGUCAGGUAUUGAAAGUAUUGCUUUCAUUCAUUGAUUGCCUUAUUACAGAUAGCCGAGUACAAGAAAUCAAAGGAAUUGCAGGUAAUCUCCAGAAACAUCAAGGACUACGGUGUCAACGGAGAGGAACUGUUGUGGCCAAAAAUUCGUAAAGCGCAGUGCCCUGAUGGGAGGUUUUGUUCGCACUGCUUUGCAAAACGAAGAUGAAAUCUUAUUUAUCCCUGGUGACAUGUAUAUUGUUGGAAUCGUGCCUGUACAAAUAAAGGACCAACACCACUGCAAUGCGAAGAUAUAAAGAAAGGUGGGCUGGACAUUGCUGAAACUAUUCGGUUUGCAGUGACAGCGGCUAAAAGAAAACCGGUGGCAAAUAUCGGCAUCAUCAUAAUUGAUAGCUGCAAUGACCCGCAAGUUAUACAGGAAAAGAUAUUGACAUUGUAUAGAUUUGGUGUAUACAUAGAUAAGCAGUAUAGGCCCGUUGGUGACAGAAUUCUGGGUUAUAUUGGUGGCUGAUCUAGUGACGUUAGUAUAGCAGUUGCGGAGUUAACGUCUCGCUUGCGAUAUCCGCAAAUAAGUUAUGCGUCAACAGCACCGGUUUUAAGUAAAAGUUAACUGUAUCCGUACUUCCUACGUGUGCCAAGUCCGGAUGAUAAACAGGCUAAAACAAUCAUUGAGAUUGUGCAGACAGUCGGGGGAGAUUUUAUCCAAAUAGUUUAUAGCGCAGGUGCAUACGGGGAAGGCGGUAAGGAUAUUUUGUUGGACCUGUUAAGUGUGUCGAACCUUGAUAUUUGUGUUGCACAACAAUGCCUGUUGCUGCCGAUAGUGAUGGAUCUGUUGUACUGUCUAAUCUGAGAAGAUUUGCCGAAGUUAAAAUUGUUGUUUUAUUUCUUGCAUCAUUUGAUGUCCCACAUUAGUUGGAAGCAUUCAAUACAAUUGCUAAAAAUGAAUUUCUUUUCAUAAGUUCUGAGGGCUGGGGAACCAGAUUCGACCAUAAAGAGAAAAGGAAUUCGACUGUUACUUUGAAUGGAGUUACGACAAAACUUCUCGAAAGAAAUGCCAGUACGUGAAUAUUUUUUCAGUCUACAUAUUUAUUUUGUUUUAACAUGCAAAGUGACAAAUAGGUUUCAUAUUACAAAGAAAUAAUCAUGACUGUUUUGCACUUUUACCAUUUAUACACUUAGGUAAUUACGACUAUUGAUUGUUUCGUUUCCAAAUGUUGUUGCCUGAAAGGAUAUGAAAAAUAUAACGGCAAAUAAUCGGACUCCAUUCCAUGGUGUAAGUAACUUAUCUUUUUGCUUAAGCCGGUGCUAGGGGGUGCGAGAGGUGUUGCACACUGCAUUACUUUUCAUGAACAGACUAAAUCAAACCGAGUCUUCUAUUAUUCUUCUCGGUUGCAUUCUUUGCUUCCAAAGGAUUUGUUCUUUACAGAUUUUAUUCAUGAAUACUUGAAAUGCAAAGUAUUUUUCAUUCGCCAUUUUAAUGAUUAUGUUUUUCUUUUACUCAGAGAAAAGAGUUCCUUUAAUGUAUAUACUACUGAUUGAUUUUCGAUUGGGCGCUUGGACGCCAUUUGCAGAAGGCGCUGUCACUGCACUUUUAGAGGGUGUAGAAACAGUUCUCAGAGAGAAGUGUAGUGGAAAUUCAACAACAAUCUGUGAUACAUACAGGAAUAGUACACUUGAUGUCGGCGACAGCUCUUUUGGUGUUGAUAAUGAGCAGGUAGCUUUAACAUUCCAAACAUCUAUGUUCAGUAGUAUUCGAGGAGAAGUCGUUAGCUCAAAGUGUGCUAGAUAUAUAGACGAGUGUUACCAUUGUCUUCCUCCGCCACCAGUGAAGGACGACAGCAGUAGCCUAUCGCCUGGCAUGAUGUUGUUGUUCUUGGUGUCGUCUGCUUUGUUUUGGCGGGAAUCUUCCUGUUCAUCUACUGCAGACUUGGAUUCUGCCUUGCAAUAGGUUGUUAAACUUUAGUCAUAUAUAACGACCAAAAGCAAACAACUACU